AUGGGCUCUGCCACCCGCCACGAAAGUGCCAGCAGCAGCAGGCGCAGUGCCUCCCAGGAGGCUUCUGACAAGCACAAGAAGGAUGGAGCUGAAGAGGCACUAAAAAGGUUGCAGGAACAUGUUCACCAGAUGGCUGCCAAAAAGAAAACUGAGGGGCGGCUGCCGGAGCCAUCUGUGGCUGUGAUGAGUCUACUUGGGGAGCUGGGGAGCGUGCCCAACGCCCUGUCUCUUAGUCGGGUCUUCCUUGGCCCAGUGGUAGCUUACUGGGUGGUAGAAGACAUGUGGGGGCCCGCCGUCGUAGGCCUUGCUGUGGCUGGGGCAAGCGACUGGCUGGACGGCUACGUUGCCAAGCGCCAGGGGCAGCAGUCUGUGCUAGGCUCCUACCUCGACCCCUUCGCCGACAAGGUGCUGAUCGGCUGUGUGGUGGCUGCCCUAGUGUACAAGGGCUCCCUUCCUGCAUGGGUGGCUGGCACGGUCAUAGCCAGGGACUUUUUCCUGGUCGCAGGCACCAUCGCACACCACUCUGGACGCACCAAAACGCCCGGUCUGUCCUGGAAAGAGCUGCUCGAGGCUGGCCGGGGGGGGCAGACGGAGAGCGGGAAUGUUCGGCUGGUGCAGCCACUGUUUGUGAGCAAGGUGAACACCGUGGUCCAGCUGAUGCUGGUGGCUUCGUGCAUGAGCCAGGGUCUGAUGGGUUGGCCGGGCGACGGGGAGAUCCUGACCUUGAGCUACGCCACUGUCUGCACCACCCUCCUGUCCUGGGGAGCCUACGCCCGGGGGUACUUGAUGGGUAGCAGCCGCCUUCCAUAG
Ostreobium quekettii is the source of this 810-nucleotide messenger RNA. The record is from the annotation of a GenBank genome assembly. Lineage: Eukaryota; Viridiplantae; Chlorophyta; Ulvophyceae; Bryopsidales; Ostreobiaceae.